GACCCGCCGGUGACUCUGGACUCGUAGAAGCAGGGAUGUUUGCAGCGGUUGAGCUCGGGCCCGUCCUCUGCAGCGACUCCAGCAUCCUGUGUCUGUCCUGGAAGGGCCGUGUGCCCCGCAGCGAGGAGGAGAAGCCCGUGUGUAGGAGGCGCUGCUGUGAGGAGGGCUGGCUGGCCACAGGGAACGCCCGGGGGGUUGUGGGGGUCACCUUCACCUCCAGCCACAGCCGCAGAGACUGGCCCCCCCCGCAGCGCUCCAACUUCAACCUCCGGGGACACAACAGUGAGGUGGUGCUGGUGCGGUGGAACGAACCCUUCCAGAAGCUGGCGACCUGCGACACCGACGGCGGGAUCUUCGUCUGGAUCCAGUACGAGGGCCGCUGGUCAGUGGAGCUGGUCAAUGACCGAGGAGCUCAGGUGAGCGACUUCACCUGGUCUCACGACGGCAUGCAGGCGCUGAUCUCGUACCGCGACGGCUUCGUGCUGGUGGGCUCGGUGAGCGGUCAGCGCCACUGGUCAUCCGAGAUCAACCUGGAGAGUCAGAUCAGCUGUGGGAUCUGGACCCCCGAUGACCAGCAGGUGUUGUUUGGGACGGCGGACGGUCAGGUGAUCGUCAUGGACUGUCACGGGAGGAUGCUGGCUCAUAUCCUGCUGCACGAGGCCGAGGGCAUCACCAGCAUGUCCUGGAACUAUCCCAGCUUCCUGCUGGAGGACAGCGACACGGACGCAGACCAACACACGCCUCUGCAGGUGCAGCGUCUGAAGCCACUGUUGACCGUCUGCUUCACGUCUGGAGACGUCAGUCUGAUGAACAACUACGAUGACCUCUCGCCCUCGUUCAUACGCACCGGUCUCAAAGAUGUGGUGGUGCAGUGGGGCUCUCAGGGCGACCUGCUGGCUGUUGCUGGGACGGAGAGACUCGUGAUGACCUCUGACCCCACCCCAAACGCCACUGUUAGGUUUUACAAUGUUUGCGGUGAACACAUUUACUCACUGGAGACCCCUGCUCAGAGGCCGAUCAGUGCGCUGUGCUGGGCUCAUCGGGACUCUCGUCUGUUCCUCGCCAGCGGCUCGGUUCUGUACGUGCUUCGCGUCGAGCAUCGCGUGGCCAGUCUGCAGCUGCUGUGUCGUCAGGUGAUCACCAGCGCGGUCCACGAGGAGAAGGACCUGGUCAAACUCAGCAUGCCCUCUCGCCUGAGCACAUACGUGUCUUCUGCCUUCACCCCCACCAUUAAGCCCCCCAUCCCGGAUCCCAACAGCAUGCGGGACUUCGUUAGUUAUCCGACAUCAGGUAACGAGCGUCUGCACUGCACCAUGAAGCGCACCGAGGACAACCCUGAGGUCGGCGGGCCUUGCUUCACCCUGUACCUGGAGUAUCUGGGGGGGCUUGUCCCGAUUCUGAAAGGCCGUAGGAUUAGCAAACUUCGUCCUGAAUUUGUCAUCAUGGACCCAAAGACUGAUGGGAAAACAGAUGAAGUCUAUGGAAACAGCUUCAUCCCCUCCGUGAUUGACAGCUGCAAUUGCUCAGACUCUAGUGACAUUGAGCUCAAUGAUGAUUGGGUUGGAAAGAAGUCACCAAAGAUCUCCAGAGGGAGCAAGUCUCCCAAACUUCCCAGGAUAAAUAUAGAUCCCCGUAAGUCCCCCAAGCUCUCCCGCACCGCACAGGAAAUAUCCCGAUCGCCUCGGCUCCCCAUUCGCAAGCCCUCCAUUGGCUCUCCGAGUCUGAUUCGGCGGGGGUUUCCGCUCGAUGACAUCACACAGCACAAUUAUCUUGCGCAAGUUACAUCUAACAUAUGGGGAACAAAGUUCAAAAUUGUGGGGCUCGCAGCAUUUUUGCCAACAAAUCUUGGAGCAGUUAUCUACAAGACAAGUCUGCUUCACCUCCAGCCCAGACAGAUGACCAUCUACCUCCCUGAGGUGAGGAAGAUCUCGGUGGAAUACAUUAACUUACCUAUGUUUAGUCCUAAUGUCUUCAGUGAGGACGAGGAUGACCUGCCUGUCACAGGAGCAUCAGGAAUCACUGAUGAUAAUCCUCCUUGCACUGUUAACAUACCCAUCGCCCCCAUACACAGCCCCGCGCAAGCCAUGUCCCCCACCCAAAGCAUCGGCCUUGUCCAAUCCCUGUUAGCCAAUCAAAACGUCCAGUUGGAUGUGUUGUCCAAUCCAACAUCGACUGUGGCACCACCUGGGGCUUCUGACCAAGGACUCCAGGACACUGUGCUCAAUGCACAGUACACCGUUCCUGCCAGGUAUUCUAGUCCUGGACAGGUAAUCUUUGGAGGUUUGGAUGUUGGUCGGCUUUUAGUUGCACAAUCCCAGCAGCAGCUGCAACAACAUUAUCAGCAGCAGCAUCAACAGUUGUUGCAGCAUCAGCACAUGCAGCAACACAUGCAACAGCAGAUCCAACAGAUGCAGCAACAACAGCAAAUGCAGCAACAGCUUCAGCAUCAAAUCCAACAGCAGCAUCUGCAAAUGCAACUGCAGCAGCAGCACCAGCAAAUGCAGCAACAGUUGCAACAGCAGCAUCAGAUCCAAAUCCCUGUUCCAGCUUUGCCCUCAGGUCAACCAUCAUGCCCAGUCCUUCAGCUUCCGCAGAGUACCAUCCCGGACGUUCCCCCAACAGCAGAACAUGGAGCGGAGCAUGAGCUCCUGCUUAAAAUUAAAACGACUCAUUCUGCCCCACAACUGGCUGAGGGUGAUGCAGUGGUGUUUACUGCCCCUCUUGAGAUUAGCAAGAUGAAUCCUCCCCCUCCAUACCCGGGCAUAGUUUCCACUGCUGUUUCUACGAGUUGCACCUUGGGAAGCAGCUCCAGCCCUUCAUCCUCAGGGGAAGCUUGUCUAAAGAAAGGGGAUCUGACCUUGUAUCCACCUGGUGCACAGGCAGCUCAGUACCCAACCCCACUGGGCUACGAACGCAUCACCACAUUUGACAGCAGUGGAAAUGUGGAGGAGGUGUGCUGUCCCCGCACGCGACUCGUUUGCAACCAGAACCAGGGCCCGGGAAGCUCUGCCACCCUCAGGGUCUCAUCAUCUUCCUCUGCUGUGGAGGGGAAGAAGGUGCAGUUGCCCUACGCCUCAGCCACGUUGAACCGUCUCACUGUGCCAAGAUACUCUAUACCCAGCGGGGACCCGCCCCCUUACCCUGAUACAGCCAAUCAGGGUGGAGUGGGGCGGAAUCCUGGCCAGAGAUUGGACAGCAGCUUGAUUCACGCUACUUUGAGGCGGAACAGUCGUGACGCUGCGCUGAAGGUUUCUCAGAUGCUGGACCCCCAGAGGACCCUACCCUCGAAGGCAAAAGCCAGUGCUUUGUCUGCUUCCUACCAGCCGAGAGGGCCGACUGCUCUUUAUACAUGCAGUCAGUGCAGUAAUAACGGUGGUGUCAGCGCUGGGGCCACCAGCAGUGGGAGUAACGGAAUAGCUGGGGGGACGAUCAUUAGGCAAGAUUUCCCACCGACCGGAAGUGGUGCACCUCACAGCACCAUUAUAUUGCACUCCAACAGUGCCUCGCCUCUGCCUUCCCAGUCCUCCUACAGCCUGCUCAGUAUGGAUGGAGCCGGUGGAGUGUCUAGUGCAGGUGGAAACAGGGAAAGGGCUGACUAUGUCAACUCUGCCUUUACAGAGGACGAGGCAUUAAAUCAGUCUUUAAGGCAAAUGGCUCUUAAUACGGAGGUAGUGAGUUUAACAGUCAAACGGCCUCCACCGUAUCAAUGGGAUCCGUCUGCUACUGAAGAGAUCUGGGUUCCCCAAGAGCGUACAGCGACUCUGCCCACGUCUGGACCUCCUGCAUCCCACAAACCACCCCCACUCAUCCUCAGCCCUACACAGCAUCUGGACUUUUCCCGUCUUCCGUUUGUCCUCUCGCCUAAAUCUCCAACGAGUCCUAACGCUCCAACUUUCCAACCGGCAGGAACAUACCAGAUUGCACUGUCCUAUCCACCAAGUGCUGCCUACAAUGGUCCCCCACUUCAGACAGUGCAAGCUUCUCCACAUCCCACUUCUCCCAAAGAGGUGGUUACUCCUCUUCCCUUUUUCCAGCAGGACCAAGCAGUGGUUUUGCCACCCGGUUAUUCUCCCAACCUUGCUUGCUGUCCUCUCCCACCAAUGUACCCUGGGACAGCUUCUUGUUCUAAUCUGCCUGUGACUCCCAUUCCGCUUCAUCCAUGGGGUUCUUAUAAUCCCUGUCCACCCAUGCCAAGCCCCCCAGGUCCUGCCCCAUCCCUUCCACCAAAGACCUCCCACAUGCUGGAUAAGUCUGUUCUUUCUCCUCCCCCUCAACCACCUCCUCUACCUAUGCCUCCUCCAGACCUCCAGAGUCCCCCAGAAUCCAUCGCCGAAGCUGGGGAGAACGUUCAAGAGGUACUCUCACUUAACGAAAGCCCAGUUCCUCAAAGAGCAGACAGGUUUGGCAAGAAGAACCGCAAGCGUUUGGACAACAGUCGGGCAGAGGAAGCCAAUGUUUCGGCGAUCUCAGAAGGAGGCAACAAGUCUAAAAAAGAGGGCCGUGCCCUCAGUGACUUCAACUCCCUCAUCUCCAGUCCGAGGUUAGGCAGUCGAGACAAGAAGAAACCGAAAGGCCAGAAAGAGCAGCUGAAAGCCAAAAAGCUAAGCAAGUCCACCACAAACGAGUUCCAGGACAGCUCCGAGAGCGAGCCAGAGCUCUUCAUCAGUGGCGACGAGCUGAUGAACCAGAGUCAGAGCGGUAAAAAGAGCUGGAAAACAAAAAGGAACUUGCGGGCAGGAGGCUGUGAUCUGGAUGAAAUCAAAUGCCGAAAGGCGAAUGAGAAAGAAGACCGUGGCCUUGGCAGCCAAGGGUUCGUCUACAUCAUGGCCAACAAACAGCCUCUUUGGAACGAAGCCACGCAGGUCUACCAGCUGGACUUUGGAGGAAGAGUCACGCAGGAAUCAGCAAAGAACUUCCAGAUUGAGCUCGAGGGGAGACAGGUGAUGCAGUUCGGAAGGAUCGAUGGGAACGCCUACAUCCUGGACUUUCAGUCCCCCUUCUCAGCUGUGCAAGCUUUUGCUGUAGCACUUGCUAAUGUCACCCAGCGCCUGAAGUGAUCGACGGGGCUUGAACACUUCAG
Carassius carassius (crucian carp) is the source of this 5080-nucleotide messenger RNA. RefSeq names its product tubby-related protein 4-like. The transcript has 13 exons. Bases 36 to 5057 code for a protein of 1673 amino acids. Gene Ontology annotation, molecular function: protein binding. The record is from RefSeq and is a predicted model, not a curated record. NCBI's taxonomy places the organism in Eukaryota, Metazoa, Chordata, Actinopteri, Cypriniformes, Cyprinidae.